AUGGCUGCAGCAGGGCCGCAGGUCCCGCAGUAUCAUGAACGCUACAUCAAACUGGAUGCCUGGAGGGCGAACUUCAAGCAAGAAGCCUGCUCCCGGGCUGCCGCAAUUGACUCCUUGCAAUUUCUUUUCUUUUUUGUGGUUGGUGUCGUGAUGGAUCAAGCCUUGGACAAGUGGUCUGAUUCGCAGAAAACGCGGUGGACUGACAAGGCCGACUUUGUGCAAUACCUUUUUCUCAUCGGUUCCUUCGUAGGGAUUGUUUUCUCUUUUUACAAUUACACCUGGUCUCUGCUGGCAGCUUGCACGGGGUCUUCAGUCGGACUGCUGUGGAGAGAUGUUGAAUGGCAUCGUGCAGGGUGUCUCAGCCCACAAGAGGACGCUGCUUAUCUCAGCAGCCAAGCAGCAGCAAUGUUGAUUGGUCCAUAUGUGGCCUGGAGCAUCAUGAUUUCUUCGAAAGCCCUGGACCGUGUCUACGGACCUGCCGUUCCUGAUCAUUGCCAGUGGGCUAAGCGGACAUGGGAGCAAUGGGAGCACCCUUCCAAUUUGGCACAGGGUUUGCUCCGCAUGUGCAGAUGUCUGUUGGGUUGUCAGCGACUUCAGUGUUUUGAGUUGGAACUCGAAUCUGACAACGGCGAGUACCUUGACCUUCAUUUCUUCCAGACUUGGCAGAGUUGGAGUGAUGAUGGCGAGAAUGAGAAUGAUCCGGACGACCUCAGCCACGGGGAAGUGCAAGAUGAGCAGGGACUUAGCUCCGUUGACGAGUCACAUGCACCAGGUCGACCCAUUGAGAUCAUUGAGGGUCUGGAAUCUGGGUCAAAAUGUCAAGCGGCGCUGAUCUACAGCAAGCACGGUGAUCAUGUCAAGCCCCAGGAAAUCGAAACAGGUCGUGCCACCAUGAAGGUGGGCCAAAAGGAGUAUAGCAACAUCAAGGAGGCGGAGCCCUCCCAUCAUUCGAAUCCCAUUCUUCUCUUAGUCUACACCAAGGACGAGAGAAAGCGUUUCCUCCUGCAUGCAGACUCCUGGAACGCUUGUUUAAGCUGUGUUCAGACGGCCAUAUCAAGGUUUCUAUUGCCGUUUCUGGUUCUUCUUUUGGCCCUUGGGUGGCAAUACAGUUUCCACAAACACGGAGGCUACAAGGAAGCAAGCAUCUUGGUUUUGAUGCUUCCAGAGGUGAUAGAAAAACUCUUGCAUCAAGCCGCAGCCGACACAGUGACAAACGCAACGGGCUUCCAAACUGAAGCGGGAUACGUUGUCACUGAAGUAGAUGAUGUCCUCUUGAAGGGGUGGAAUUGCACCCGUGGUGCGCCUGGAUCGUCUCUGGGAGCACACAUUGCAGUUUGGGACACGUCAUUCUUCUACGCCGCUUGCUUCCUGUUCGUUUGGUUGGGGUGCUAUCACCUCCAUGUGGCAGCAGGAUCGUUGCGGGAGCUGACGGCGCUUUUGCACUUGCAUGCGCAUGAAGACGAUCAUGCACAAGCAGUCGUGCUGUACCGGCUGAACAAUAUUCGCCAAGAAGUAAGGGACAGUCGUGCCCUGAAGCACGUUGCUGCAGAGGCCUUUCCAAUUGGUCUGAAGCCUGACGAAUCUCUGGCAUGGUGGUUCGAGACCAGAGCAGCCAUAUUUCUGGAUGCCAAACGCAGCGUCGACAAAAGGUCUCGGAUCUUUGCUUUGGGCAUGCUUGCCGAGCUCGUGAUGAUUUUGGUGACAUGCCUGUCAUAUGUCCUGAAACACAAGGAUGCAAAGUUCUAUGCUAUGUGUUAUGCAGCAGGCUAUAGCUUGCUGUUGGGCUUGCAGACUCUGACCUACAUUUACCUCGCCAGCCAGGUGAACUAUGAGCUAGAGCAUGGCCUAGAGGAAGCGAUCAAUGUUGGCUGUGACUCGGAUAUGGCACCCAAGCGUCAUCAGCUGAACAAAGCGCCCAACGGCAUGCGCACUGAACUUCUUGACUAUGAAACCCUGCACCCAGCUCAACUUGAGUUCAUGGGUGUGCCAUUUUCCUUCCAGGCUGCUGCAGGAUAUGCGGCGCCUUUGGGGGCGUACGCAGUAGCUGUCGUGCUUUGGGUUAUGAAGCAGUCACUUGGUGUCCCAGAUGUUACAAAUUGA
Symbiodinium natans is the source of this 2100-nucleotide messenger RNA. NCBI's taxonomy places the organism in Eukaryota, Dinophyceae, Suessiales, Symbiodiniaceae. The record is from the annotation of a GenBank genome assembly.